Messenger RNA from Blepharisma stoltei, 1791 nucleotides. Lineage: Eukaryota; Ciliophora; Heterotrichea; Heterotrichida; Blepharismidae. The record is from the annotation of a GenBank genome assembly.
AUGGAAAGAAGUAAUUUCUAUCAUAUAACCUCCGACAAGGAAAUAGCCAGAAAUAAUGGGAUAGCUUUAAAAGAUUACGAAAUUAACCCUCAAAAAGCAAGUUCAGGGGCCCAAAAAUUCGAAAUAAAACUUGACAGCCACUCUUCAUUGUUUAAAAAUGCAUUAAGUCAUGACUAUUUUAACCCAAUGAAAAGAAAAUCAUUAGAAGAAAUCUUAAUUGAAGACAAGAGAACUGACCCACCCAAAGAAACUCCAAUUGAAGACAAAAAAACCAAGCUUAAUGCAUUUCUUCCAGAAAUUAUAGAAGAGCAUUCUGUUGGGGAAAAAGAAUCAAUGAUUUCAGAAAGAAUUAAAGAGGCUUCAGCAGAAGAGAACAAAGCAGAAAUAAACGCAGACCCAGUCCAAGUGCCUUCAUUAAUGCAAUGCUUAAUGAGCGGACCAAAAGUGCAGAUCCUGAUGGAAAAGCCAAAAGAACUGACAGCCUGUGACUUUCCUAUUGACGCUGAAGAAAAUUAUAUCCCUCCUGAGGAAAGCGAAAUAAUCAGUGUUUCUUCAAAUGUCUCCUUUAUGCCUCAGAAGUACCAAAAAGGAGUCCAAACUGCUUCAGGGUGCAAUUUAAGCAUUUCUACAUUAGCAAGUAUAAGCAUUGAGUCAUAUUCAACCAAAGGAGAAUCCAAACACGAAAGAGAGCUACUAAACCUGUCAGAAGACAUUUCUUUUGCUACAGUUAUUGAGAAAAACACCCCAGUAGGGAACCAUCCAGAAAUUUCAAGCCUUGUUAACAGCCAGUCUCAAUCAAGAUCAUACACUCCUACUAAUAGUAUUUAUAUAGCUCCUUUUUCACUUGACUCUGCCAUGCUUUAUAAUGGAGCUAAAGAGCCUGCUAGUGAUGAAAAAGAGCUUUUAAGCUUGAUUAGGCAGCUUCAACACGAUAUGGAAAAGCUGAAACAAGACCAAACAGACCAAAAGAUAUAUAGACAAAAAUAUCAAGAAGCAGACAAAGAGAACGAGAGUCUCAGAGCUGAAAUUGAGAACAUAAAAAAGAACAUGGCAGAGAAAAGCGAUUUUAAAAAGCUUGAUGAUUUAUUUGAACAAAAACAAGUUAUUGUUGAAGCAACAAUAGAUAUUCUUCAGCAGCUUAAAGAAGAAAUUGAUUUCAUGAAAAAAGAAAUAAAAGAUAUCAAAGAAACAAUGGUCUUCAAUGAAGGCCAUCUAAAUGCGUCUGAUAAAAAAAUUGAUGAUAUUUUCAAUAGGGUUUCUGAGUGGAAAAAUAGUCAAGAUACCCAUGAAAAUAGCGAAAUCCAUGAAAAAUGUAUGAUGGAAAUUGACAUCCUUAAACAAAGCAGCAAAAGCUUAAGCGAAGAAAUUAAACUUAUUAAGGACUCAAUCACAAAUUCAUUGCCAACUGAAGGAAUAAUACAUGAGCGGAAAGACACGAGGUUUAGUGAACCAAUUUUUCAUGAAGAAUUUUACGAAAAUUUCGAUGAGCUAAAUUAUGAGCAGCCUAUGGAGUUGAUUUCUUGUGGCAAGCCAAAAAUUAAAAAUUCGCUUGUGGCACUUUCUGAUUUACAAGAAAACCGAUUCCUCAUUAAUGAUCUUCAAGAGAAACUUCAAUCGUUAGAGGAACAGAAAAUUGCUCUUGAAAAUGAGUAUUUUCAGCUCCCAGAAAUGAGCCGAAGUAUGAGAACGAAAAAGAGAAAACAGACGCUAGAGCUUGAGCUGUCGAUCAAUUCAAAUAGCAUUUCCUCAGUCAAAGAUAAAAUCAGAAAAUAUAGUCUCCCUUGCAGAUAG